AUGGGAACGGUAAUAUUUUGUCUACAUCUGGCUGUGUUCUUAGAGGUAUAUAACAACGUGUACUGUAUAUACAGAGACUGCGGGGGAAUACUCCGGGCUCCCAAAGGUGUCAUACAGUCUCCGAAUUUUCCGGACGAAUUUCCUACGCCGAUUCGAUGUGAGUGGAUAAUCCACAACCAAAUAACACGGAUGACACGAAUUCACUUCACUCAAUAUUAUCUUACGAAUUAUUUUACUGUGCAAUUCUUUCAGGACUAUGAGAAUUCUGAAAAUUAUCGAAAUGAAUCAAAGGUGGAGACAAUGAAUGCCUACCAUGACGUGUAUACGCUGGAAAUACCAGCACCCUACGCUGUCUUGCGUUUUGGAGUGUACCAGAUGGAAGAUAUGAAUAUUCGCGUUUUGGAACAUCUGACUGACGUUUAUGGUUUUAAUAUUACGUAUGAAUUUGUAGAUGUGUUUUCAGAAAAAGAAACAUGCACUGCCUAUCAUUGUUCAUACCUUGGCAGUUGCUUGGCGUCUGCUGAUUUUUCGGAAUACAAGUGCCAUUGUACUGAGAAUUUUUUCGGGGAGUACUGUCAGUAUGGGCCGGACUGUAACCCUCACACUGAAACCAACCGAUGUCAGAAUCACGGCAUAUGCAGCUAUUUGAAUGGUUCAUUAAGCUAUGUCUGUGAAUGCCCUUUCGGUUACGCGGGUGGAUUGUGUGAAGUGGAACAAAAUGACUGCUACUAUUUAGCUUGCGAACAAGUAUGUACCGAUAUUGCUCUUGGGAUAAAGGGCUGCCAAUGCUUGGACGGGUACCAACUGAACAGUGACGGAAGAACGUGUUCGGCAAAAGAAUUACGGAUAGUGGAAAUGGUCAUGGGGAAUGGCGGAUGGAACUAUGGAGGGUACACGAACGAGAAUGAGUUUCUUACAAUAUCGUGCGUCGUCCGGGGAGCGAAUUCCACCAGCUUUAGAUGGUAUAAAGAUGGUAUUUUGAUAGAUUUCUCCAUUUCACCACGUGGGGGAUACGAGAGGAGGAUGAUGUCCCCUACAGAAGGAACCAUUCGUUCUGUUUUGUACUACGCCGAAGUUAAAAAGUACGAUGAAGGUUACUAUACCUGUGUUGCAUUUGAUGGUAUUACACAAAAGCGAAAGUCUUUCUACGUGUCAGUUCAGACGACUCCUCAAAUCUACAUGCCGAACAGACAGCUUGUUAUAUCUGCCAAUAACUCUGUACGACUUCCAUGCUUUUCCAUCAACGAACCGUAUAAUUCUUUUAAAUACGAAUGGUUUGAAAAUGGAAAGGCAAUAAAAUGGUAUACAUCUAACCGCAUAGUAGAAAGUUUACUACCAGCAGGAACCCAGUUGUUUGCGAAGGGGAUCACAAAAACUACAAAUUUUACUUGCCGCGUGAAGAACCAGGUCGGCCAUGUGAACGUGACUUCACAUGUCUUUGUCGCCAAAGAUAUACAUCUUGUGUGCCCAGCAGAAGUCUACAUGAAUAUUUUAUGGCCUGAAACAGAAAAAAACCAGUUUACCAAACAGAAUUGUCCGCCGGACUUUGGAGGCUAUGCUGAACGAUCUUGUGAAUGUGAUAUCAAUAAUCACUGCAUGUGGAAAAAACCAAGUUUUCUUCAUUGUCAAUCCAAUCAGUUGAUAGCACUUUAUGACAAGGUGGAAGUACUUCGCCAAGGAUAUCGAUCAACGACACUUACACAGAUUCUAAAAGACGUAUACACCUUUGUUAUAAUGCACAAGUUGGCUAUUCAUGUUGGGGAUUCUGAGCUUCUUGCAAGUGUUUUACGACGUAUUCUGGAAUAUUUGUGGGAAUUCCCUGCGGUGGCCACAAAUGAUGAAAGAAUUUCUUUCAAUAAUAUCAUAAAGAUAUUGGACCGUCUGUUAACUGUGACGAAAGACUUGUCUUUGAAGAUAAAACAGAAGUUAACCGUAGGAAUCAAUAUUUUGCGAACAUCAGCCUAUUUGACUCAAAUGCCAUUUCAACAAUUGUUUUAUAAGGAAGAUGGAGCUGGUAUUAAGACACAAAAUAUAGAGAGAGAGCUUACAUAUAUUGGAGUGGGCAGCAGGCGCAAUGCCCAUAUACGCCCUCUCCAUUGGUCACAAGUCAAUUAUAAGAGGCUUCGAUCUCAGCUCUUGUUUAUAUCGGAUGUUAUCGCUGUGUAUGCCGAACGAACUUCCCAAUUGUCAUCGGAUAUUCUAUCCACAGAUAUUUCUGUGAAAGUAGGAAAACAAACUAAAUGUGAAGAAUUUGAAUGUCUGUCUUGGGAAAGGAACCACAGGCCACCUUACAGCUACUCAUGGACGAAUACUAGCUGCUCCCUUGCCUCCGUGGUAACAGAAGUCGUCACGUGUCAUUGUACCCUUCCGGUGGAGGUGAUUGUGGUAGGACGUGCAAUCAAUACGGCAGUAGGUCAAACUCUGAAGAAAACAGAAAGUUAUAUUUCCGCGGUUGUCAUUCUGAUCCAUGUUACUUCAUUGUGUGGGUUGUUUGUCUGUCUAAUCGUCUAUGCAAUAAAUUGGAGAUAUCUGGUUGGUGAACACUACGUCUUUUACGUCAACUUCAACCUGGUUUUGUUUGUCAACAACAUUGUUUUCCUCGUUUGUCACAUGGGCCAAGAUAACAAGAAUCUCUGGCUCGUUGGUGAAAUGGCAGUAUAUUUCCUAUACAUAUCAGCGUUUUCAUUUAUCCUGUUGGAAAUAUUCCAUUUUUUCAUCUUGACAUCAACCUCAAAAAACCAUAAAGUUACUAAGAGAUGUUCUAGAUUCAUAAUCAUUGGCUGGGGAAUCCCGCUUGUGUUGACGAUAUUCUAUUCUACAUCUUCGGUUAUAUUUCCAAAGAUUUCAACUGAGAACACAAUGUUGAUUUGCUGGAUCUCAAAAUCCUCAUGGCAGUUUCAUAUUUUUAUGAUACCUGUAGCAUUUGUAAUUCUCACAUUCUUCAUAUUUACGGGUGUGGUGUGGCGAAUGCGAGUGAAAAUGACUGAGGAGAGUGAAGGCCUGUUCAAGAGACGUUUAAGAGUGAUUUUCUUCAAAUCUCUUGCAUUACUUUUACUAACAAUGGCGGAGGCUCUGCUGGGAAUGGACUUAUUCUCCAACAACAUUUCUCAGAUUGUUAUCCAUUUCAUAUGCAAAAUUAGUUUGGUUGUAUGUGUAUUUCUUACAAGAUGUGUUUGUGAAGGCAAGAUGAAGCAUUGUAUCAUACGUUGUCCUUCAAUAGAGAAGAGUUUGAAACGCAGUAUGCUAUGGGGACACAUUAAAGGUCUUCUCUUUCUCACAGAGGACAAAAUAUCGCGAUCGGAAAUGGAAGCCAGGGAUUACUACGAGGAAAUUAAUAAAACAAAAUAUACUAGGGAAAAAAAGAGAGAGUUGUCGUUCCUUCUCGGAAGUUCCAGAAGGCCGACUAGGUCAGAUAGUAACGGAAGUGGCAGCAGCAGGAUGACGAGUACAUCCAUGGAGACAAGCAUGACAAAUGUCAGUUCCGAAAAAGGAGAAAACUCGACAAAUGAUUCAUUAAAUACGUCCAGCAUAAUGGAAAACUGUACGAGGUGCGAUGGCACAGAAAGUUCAAGCGGGGAUCGAAAGUUAAACAUGAAAAAGGAGGAGGACUUUUCCCUGCAUAACCUUCCGAGAAAAAAAUCAUAUGAAAAGUGUGAAAAAAAGCCUUUGAACAAAGUCCGAAAAUUAUCAGAAAUGGUUGAGCUGACAGUUUUAAUACACAACAUUGAUCAGAAUGACAUUACCUGUGGUUCUGGAGAAGAUGUUAAAAGUUUACGAGCGAACAGACAAAGGCCCCCGGAAUUAAUCAGAUUAGCUGAAUGUGAGCAAAACAUAGAAUGUUGUGGAAGGAGCAUCCUUGACAACUCUAAUUUCUUAUUGCAGAUGAAGCAUUGUAUCAUACGUUGUCCUUCAAUAGAGAAGAGUUUGAAACGCAGUAUGCUAUGGGGACACAUUAAAGGUCUUCUCUUUCUCACAGAGGACAAAAUAUCGCGAUCGGAAAUGGAAGCCAGGGAUUACUACGAGGAAAUUAAUAAAACAAAAUAUACUAAGGAAAAAAAGAGAGAGUUGUCGUUCCUUCUCGGAAGUUCCAGAAGGCCGACUAGGUCAGAUAGUAACGGAAGUGGCAGCAGCAGGAUGACGAGUACAUCCAUGGAGACAAGCAUGACAAAUGUCAGUUCCGAAAAAGGAGAAAACUCGACAAAUGAUUCAUUAAAUACGUCCAGCAUAAUGGAAAACUGUACGAGGUGCGAUGGCACAGAAAGUUCAAGCGGGGAUCGAAAGUUAAACAUGAAAAAGGAGGAGGACUUUUCCCUGCAUAACCUUCCGAGAAAAAAAUCAUAUGAAAAGUGUGAAAAAAAGCCUUUGAACAAAGUCCGAAAAUUAUCAGAAAUGGUUGAGCUGACAGUUUUAAUACACAACAUUGAUCAGAAUGACAUUGUGAUAUAGAUACAGUGUAGUUUGACGUCGUUUUUCAAUGUCACAUUAUUAUUUUUAUAUGUAUUAUAUCACAAUUACCUAUUGUUUGUUAUUAAAACAAAGCAUUAAAAAAAGUUUGUUUUUACAUUAGCUGAAAUUUACAAGUUUUAAGAAGCGUCAGAGUUAUUUCCCUUUAGAGAACUCUCGUACAAAGUAAGGCGCGAAACAAUUUGUUUACAUGCGGAAGUGGGACACAACACCCAAAACAGCAUGUGCUCAGGAAGAUUUCAUACGCAGUCUAUCACCGGAAAUCGACUGAUACACAAAUUAAGUAAGUGAUAGAGAGUAAUUAGAUACAUGAAAUUCUUAUCAUACCACGUAAUUUCGUUACUCAUGCAUGCAUGUACUAUAUUUAGGAUAUUACUUGCAAAUAUCACAAUGUUUUGUUUUCCUUUUAGAACAUUUCUUUUGAUAGUUAUUUGCAUUUUACAUUUACAUAUUUGAACAGAAGUCGCGUUUAGUACAUUUUAUCGUCUUCCUCACUGACUGUAGGCAUUCAAAGUACCCACUAAAUGCACCUCGUACAAAGAAGAGCUAUAUUGUAUACAGUAUGUCGAUAUCUUUACAUACUGGUUGU
Messenger RNA from Ostrea edulis (European flat oyster), 5053 nucleotides. RefSeq lists its product as uncharacterized. Gene Ontology annotation, cellular component: membrane. Gene Ontology annotation, biological process: G protein-coupled receptor signaling pathway; cell surface receptor signaling pathway. The transcript has 28 exons. NCBI's taxonomy places the organism in Eukaryota, Metazoa, Mollusca, Bivalvia, Ostreida, Ostreidae. Bases 1 to 4446 code for a protein of 1481 amino acids. Gene Ontology annotation, molecular function: G protein-coupled receptor activity. The record is from RefSeq and is a predicted model, not a curated record.